This is a messenger RNA of Chlamydomonas reinhardtii, 1320 nucleotides long. RefSeq lists its product as uncharacterized. The transcript has 2 exons. The coding region runs from base 59 to 355 and encodes 98 amino acids. NCBI's taxonomy places the organism in Eukaryota, Viridiplantae, Chlorophyta, Chlorophyceae, Chlamydomonadales, Chlamydomonadaceae. The record is from RefSeq and is a predicted model, not a curated record.
CUUGCCGUGUGCGGCGGGGCUUCAGGCGGGUGGCUUGGAACGUGACUUCCCGGCUCUCAUGGCGCUGCCGGGUCUGCUCACGCUCGGCACGGCAGUGCGGUGCUGGGAGGCGCUGGCCGCGGUGCGCCAGCUGGUGGCUUCCAAGCCGGCUGGUGCGCUGGGGCCGCGCCUCGCGCGUCGCUGCACUAUGCAGUACAAGCGGUCCGUCCUGCGCCCCAUCCUGCGCAUUGCGGAUAUGGCGCGCGUGCCGCCGGAGCUGCAGUCCGGCCCGGAUGCUGCUGCCCAAUUCUCCGCGCUGCUGGCCCGUAUGGCUGCUGCUUGCGCAGAGCCUGGGGUGGCGGCAUGGCGCGGCUGACGUGCCCUUGCUGACCCUUACGGUGAAGCAGGCAACCCAGCUUCAACUUGCGCCUGCGUACGACGCACUCCGCGUGCGUCACUUGGCCUUCAUCCAAGAGGCCUACAGCGGCGCCGCGCCGCCAGCGGAAGCGAUUCAUGCGCUGCGGGCGGCCCUGGCGCGGCUGUGGGCUUUGGUGUGGGAGCCGCGACACAAGGAACCGCUCUGGCGUCUGGCAGUCAAUGGGUUCACGGGCUUUGGGAUGCUUGCGGCGUGGGCCGCAGAUGGACGCGUGGAGAAAUGCCCGUGUGGGACUCAGAUGACUGCUGGGGCUAGGGUUCAUCACUUCUGGGACUGUGUGGUGGCGGAGGCUCUGCGUGAUGUGAUGCGGGAGCAUGCGAAUGUGGACAUCACACGGAACCAGUUGUGGUUAGUACAGGCGCCACCAGGGCUAUCGCAGGCGGUGUGGGACAUCGUGUGCUUGGCUGCUGUGGCGGCCCUGGAAUCCGGCCGACAGCGCCUUUACGCUUGCCGUGAUGCUGCAGACCGGACUGCGGAGGUUGCUGUUGUGCGAAGGAUCGGUGUGGAGGUGAUUGCGGACUUCUGGUCACGGCUAGCUGCGUUUGUGAGUCUGCGUCGGCCUCCGCGCCGCUGGGACCUUGUCCCGAACCAGCACCCAUUCCUAGCGUCAGAUGAUGUUGGAGGGGUUAUCUUGGUAGGGCCAACAGCGGACUCGCCACCGGCCUCACCCUAGCUUGUCAGCUUAGGGACUCGCAAUAAGAGGUAGUCUUAUGACGCCGACCCACGGCUUAGGUGAGCAGCGCUAGCGUUUGCGGUGAGCCGGGCCUGGGGUUCCUCCCCUCUCCGGAGGCGAGGAGCAUGGGGGUCAUUCGGGGAUCUCUCCUCGGGUGAGCGUGCGUGUCUCGUACGUUUUUAGGGCCCUGGCUAGUCCACGGCUGUCGUCCCACAUGUAACCUCUAUCAGCU